Messenger RNA from Aspergillus novofumigatus IBT 16806, 1839 nucleotides. RefSeq names its product glycoside hydrolase family 71 protein. Gene Ontology annotation, biological process: mating projection tip cell wall disassembly. The annotation marks the transcript as partial. Lineage: Eukaryota; Fungi; Ascomycota; Eurotiomycetes; Eurotiales; Aspergillaceae. The transcript is spliced from 3 exons. Gene Ontology annotation, molecular function: glucan endo-1,3-alpha-glucosidase activity. The record is from RefSeq and is a predicted model, not a curated record.
AAGGGAGUGUUCGCUCACUUCAUGGUUGAAGUUGCCCAAAAAUGGACACAGAGUCAAUGGGAAGAUGAUAUGCGCCUAGCACAAGAAGCCCAUAUUGAUGCGUUUGCGCUGAACUUUGCAAAUGAUGCUAGCUCUUUGUCAGCGCUUCCUACGGCUUUCAAGGCGGCAGAGACUCGUGGUUUCCAGGUUUUCUUCUCGUUCGACUACGCUGGCAAAGGUCCAUUUCCUCAAAGCGCAGUUAUCGAAUUACUCACUAGCCACAAGGAUUCCUCAGCCUACUAUCAUUACAAAGGGCAACCUCUGGUUUCCACUUUCGAGGGUCCUGAAAAUGCAAAAGACUGGGUCAGCAUCAAGGAAGAAACAAACUGCUUUUUUAUCCCUGAUUGGUCUUCCCUCGGUGCAAAGGCAGCCUUGGAGCCUGGUGUUGCCGAUGGGCUGUUCAAUUGGGCGGCCUGGCCCUGGGGCGACACGGACAUGGAUACAUAUGUUGAUGCGUCGUAUUUGGACUUCCUUGAGCAAGCAGGCGGUAAACCAUAUAUGAUGCCCGUUUCGCCGUGGUUUUACACCAAUCUCCCUGGUUUCGAUAAGAACUGGCUUUGGCGUGGAGAUGAUCUGUGGAGAGAUCGCUGGGAGCAGGUGAUGAUUAUUCAACCAGACCUUGUGGAGAUCAUCAGCUGGAAUGACUAUGGUGAAUCCCAUUAUAUCGGUCCUCUGCGCGACAUAGAGAAUUACCACGCCUUGGCUAUUGGCAAGGCGCCAUUUGACUACAUAUCCAACAUGCCCCAUGAUGGGUGGCGGCUGUUCCUUCCUUACUGGAUUGACAUGUACAAGCAUGGUAAGCCCUCUAUUACUAAGGAAGGCAUUAUGGGAUGGUACCGCAAGAAUCCUGCCUUGUUAUGUAAUAGGGGCGAAACCACAGCGAAUACUGCCAGCCAACUCCAGAUUGAAUUCGAUCCUGUAGAUGUUGCACAGGAUAAGAUCUUCUUUUCCGCGCUAUUAACUGGCUCUGCGUCUGUCCAAGUCACAGUAGGGGGUGUCCCGGUUUCUAUCGCCUGGGAUAAUAUCCCGAAUGGUGGCAUCGGAGUUUGGCAUGGAAGUGCCAGUUACUCAUCUCACCGGGGUGAGGUUGUGAUCAGCUUGGCAAGAGGUGCGACUAUUGCUGAGAUUAAAGGGCCAGCAAUCAGCUCAGUUUGUGAUGGUGGUUUCUCAAACUGGAAUGCAUGGGUGGGUAGUGCCAGUGGCCCCAGCAUUGCAGGAGUAUCACCAAUACUUUCUAUUGAUGAGCAAAAGUGCAUUCAAGGCACAGCCAAGGGCAACUUUAAGGGUCUCUGUGAAUUUACAUGUGCAUAUGGAUAUUGCCCAGUUGGGGCCUGUGUUUGCCUUGCACUGGGCCCUCCGCGCGAGCUCCCUAAGCCUACAGGAGUAAAAGGCUAUCCUAUCACAGGCGAAGGCUCUAGUUAUAUUGGACUCUGCAGUUUUGCUUGCAAUUACGGCUAUUGCCCUUCGAACGCUUGCGGGACAGUGUCAGUGCCACUGACUGAGCCAACCGUCUCCCCAUUUCUCCCUCCAGCCUGUCGAUCCGGCUCGGGUGAAGGUAGCUUUAUGGGUCUCUGCUCAUUUAGCUGCAACUAUGGAUUCUGCCCUAUCCAUCGAUGCACUUGUACGGGGACCGGUGCAUUAGUGGAUGCACCCCCGAGAAACACUAGCAUCGAGGGGCACUACACUGAUAAGAACACGGACGAUGCAGGUCUCUGCAAUUUUGCAUGUCAGCAUGGUUACUGCCCGGAUACUUGCUCUGCUACAAGCAUAGAGCCCCCUGAACCUUCUGAUCCUGAUGAU